ACCAUUAUCACUCACGGAAGGACAGACGCUAAGAUCAAACUGAGCUCUGCACUGACUUUCAGUCAUCAGAAGACUACAUUUCUCCUAAAGGACUAACUACUAAACUCUCAGAGAUGGCCAGCGAUAGUCAGGUGGUGUUGGAUGUGGACGGACCCAAGGUGAUGAUCGUCCGCGAGAAGGCCACUUCUGCUUCACGGGUUUGGAGAACGUGCGGAGUCCUGCUCGCCGUGGCUCUCUGCGCCGCUGCCGCCGUCUGCUUUACGCUGAACAAGACGCAAAAAAAUGAACCAGAUGAAACCCAAGAAAUCAAGCACACGCUGAGACAGAUCUCCGAGACGGCAAAGGCUGCGAUUCAUCUCUCAGGUCAAUACAACCCGCUGGUUUCCAACAGUUCUGUGGAGUGGUUCGACAACGCAGAUCAGUCUUUCUCUUCAGGCUUAAAACUGGAGGGCAACGAGAUCAAGAUUUUCCGCAAAGGCCUCUACUUCGUCUACAGCCAGGCGUCCUACAGUCUGAACUGCAAGGCUGAAGGCGAGGAAGACGAGGGCGAGGUGAUGCACCUGACCCACAAAGUGCAGCGCUGGUCUGAUGCCUAUAACUCAUACAAGCCACUGCUGAGCAGCAUAAAAUCCACCUGCAAGAAAACACGUAAAGAUGGCGCCACAAAGUGGUUCGGUGCUAUCUACCUCGGAGCCGCUUUCAACCUGGAGGCCGGAGACCGCCUGCGCGCCGUGAUGGACCACAAGCUGCUGCCCCAUGUGAAUAGCGAAGGAGGGAAAACGUUCUUCGGAGCGUUCUCUUUAUAAAGAUCUAAGAUCUAAAAUGCCAUAAUGUUUUGGGUCUCUGUAUUAGUUUCUAUGAACGGAACAAGAGAAAAAAAAACCAUGUACACUUCUGUUUUAUGUUAAGACAGAAGUGUACACAAUUGUUGAGGAGAAUAUUCCUAGUUAGUAGACUUUGCCUCCAUUGAGUAAAAUUUGUUUAAAAAAUUGUGUAUAUUAAU
Molecule: messenger RNA, 1003 nt
Organism: Clarias gariepinus (North African catfish)
Lineage: Eukaryota; Metazoa; Chordata; Actinopteri; Siluriformes; Clariidae
Gene: tnfa
Product: tumor necrosis factor a (TNF superfamily, member 2)
Exons: 4
Coding region: 114-806 (230 amino acids)
Biological process (GO): immune response
Cellular component (GO): membrane
Molecular function (GO): tumor necrosis factor receptor binding
Source: RefSeq, a predicted model, not a curated record